Molecule: messenger RNA, 2187 nt
Organism: Cebus imitator (Panamanian white-faced capuchin)
Lineage: Eukaryota; Metazoa; Chordata; Mammalia; Primates; Cebidae
Product: V-type proton ATPase subunit e 2
Exons: 4
Coding region: 484-819 (111 amino acids)
Biological process (GO): proton transmembrane transport
Cellular component (GO): proton-transporting V-type ATPase, V0 domain
Molecular function (GO): proton-transporting ATPase activity, rotational mechanism
Source: RefSeq, a predicted model, not a curated record
CCGCCGCCCUGCUUGUCCCCGGUGUGGGGAGAACUCGGGCUGAGGACCCGGCCAGAGAGACGGCGGGGACCGCCCUCCUGCUGCGUCUCCGAGGGCGAGGCCCUUCCUUCCGCGUCCGACCCCCGUGGGGCCGUCAAGUUCCAAGCAGCCCAGGCUGCGGGUCCCCAGGGCGCUUCGGGCCAAGCCGGCGCGGCGCGUGACGAGCAGAGGGCGCCCCAGAGGACCUCUGGGGUGGGACCUCAAGCUCCAUGGGCCUUUGAAAAUAACGCGGCGGGACAGACCGGGACCACAGAGCAACAUAGCAGACCCGCGAAGGCCGCGCCCCUCAAUCUCGGCAAUUCUGUUGGUCGGUGGCCCAGCUCCACCAAUCAGCGAGUGGGCUCCUAGGCAGGCCCUGAGUGACAGCUCUGCGGGCUGGGUCAGGAUGUGCGCGUGCGCAGACCGGCCCGACUGACCGCCUUGGGGGCGCGACUCCUGUGGCGCAUGCUCAGCGCGCUGCCCAGCCGGGGACCGGAGAAUCUGCAGCGCCCGUCGCUCGGCCCUGCAUCCCGCCUGGGCAUCCCGCACCCGGCCAUGACUGCGCACUCCUUCGCCCUCCCGGUCAUCAUCUUCACCACGUUCUGGGGACUCAUCGGCAUCGCUGGGCCCUGGUUCGUGCCGAAGGGACCCAACCGCGGAGUGAUCAUCACCAUGCUGGUCGCCACCGCCGUCUGCUGUUACCUCUUCUGGCUCAUUGCCAUCCUGGCGCAGCUGAACCCCCUGUUCGGGCCCCAGCUGAAGAAUGAGACCAUCUGGUAUGUCCGCUUCUUGUGGGAGUGACCUGCCACCCCCACCCAGGUGCAAGCUCUUGGGAUGACCAUGGCUCCGCUGUCCCUGACUGCCCCUUCGUCUGGACCCUCCCCCGCACCGCUGUGUCUGGUCUUCAGCUCCCUCCUGCUGGCACCCGGCCUGCAGGGCCUGCCUGGUUCGUGGAAGUCUUCCCCGUCUUCCCAGCCAGCCCGGGCCCUGGGGAGCCCUGAGCACAGCAGCGGCUGAGGGGAUGUCCUGCUCCAAUACCCGCACUGCUCUGGCGUUUGCCCUCUCUCCCGAGGAGAUGCUGCUGGGGAGCUGGUAGGGGUGGGGUCUUUCCCUUUACAGAUGGGGCAGAUGCCAGGACUCAGCCCAGCCUGAGGAGAACAUAUGUCCUCUUGGAGAGGGUGCUCCAGCCCAGGUCAGGGAGUCAUUGCCCAGUCAGCAGCUCUGCCACCAGCCUGCUGGGAACUGGGGGCCUCUACUGGGUUAUAGGCAAUGCCUUUUCUCUGGCAUGGAAUUAUUUGUUGAUUUUCUGACACAUCUAGUUGUGAAAUUUCUGCAAAUGUUGAAGUAGAGAAACAUUCGCACACAAAAGCAACAUAGUCAUGUGGGUCCAGAUGGCCUCAGCCCUAGAUGUGGCGUCCUUUGCUGCCUCUCCUCAGAAUAUCCUGUUCCGCCUCCUCCCACCUGGGCCUCCCCUCGGUAGAGCUCUCCCCUCCCCCACCCCAGCCUGUCAGUCUGUGCAGGUUUGGGCUCCGCCUCGGGUUGCAGCGGGGGUAGACUUCAGAGCCUCUCAUGGCAGCAUCUAAGUGACCAGAGCUGGGAUGAGAGACGGGGAAGGGGCAGUGUGAGCAGCUCUGCAGGGCUGCCGAGCCUUGCUCCUGAGCCAGCCCCACCCUCUGCCCCCCACCCCCGGCCCUGGGCUCUGUGCCAGGGAUGGUAAAGAAUUCCGGCCUGGCAGGAAUGGGAAGCAGCACGCAGGGGUCCGGGGCCUCUCCAGCCUUGCCCUCAUGCUUACCUGAGGUCCUGGUGUGGUUAACACGGAGUUCACCCACCUUGCCUGGCUCCCAGCCGGGAGCCUGUCCUCACUGCCGCUCCAGGGGAAGAAACACCAGCCUCACUUCUGUAUGGACUGCUGAUGAGGCCUGCCACCCUGUUUAGCGGGCAUUGUCUUUGGAGCAGGAAGAGAAUAGGAUGCGUUUCACUCAUAUGCUGGGUCCAGGCUGGCCAGCUGCUCAGGGCUCAGGCUAGGGCCUCCCAUUGACAUCCUCCCCCAAAACUCCCUCUCCCGGCCUCCGUAGCCACUCCUGUGGGGUGACGGUGCUGAGUGUGACUUGUGCUGAUAAACCUGGUUCAUGUCUAAUAAAUAAGGGUGAUGAAAAGAUUACUGUUUGG